CUCCACGGAUACAGCGGCAAAGCAGCGCGCACUCCCCUCAGUGACGUCUGAGCACAGCAUGUCAGCGUGCGCCUGCGCACUCACGUGUCGUCGUGUGUGCAGUAUCCUGUCAUCAUGCGCGUGUGCAGUCCUGUCUUGUGCGCCUGUACAGUCACAUGUUGAGCUGUGUCCGCGAGGCCAGUGGUGGUGUGCGCCUGCGCAAUCCCUUGUUGACGUGCGCAUGCGCAGUCCAGAGUCGGUGUGCAUCUGCACGAGGCCGCCUCAGGUGAGUCCGUGUCCGCCCACACGGGGAAGCUGAGGCUCAGGGCAGAGGGGUGUGUGAGGGGACGCAGUGAGGGCGCCUCCCCCGGGAGUCAGGGCAGGCGGCAGGGAGGGGGCGGCGCAGGUCCUGGGAGGCCUCAGGGCCCCGCAGCGGGGUGGUCGGGUCAGGGGAAGCUGUGGCUGAGGGGCGUGGGAGCGGCGUCCGCGGCGGAGGGGGCGUCCGGGCCUCCCCCGCCCUGGGUCGGGCCCCGGGACCUCCGGGCUGGGCGGGAGCGGGUCUGUGCCCACCUGCGUCCUCCGGAAGUGGCCGGGCUGCGACCCCACAGGAGGGGCUGAGGGCGGGGACGACCCCACCCCGGGGCGCAUCAGCCCACCUGAGGGGCGGCUCCGGGAGGCCCGUGUCCUUGGUGCUGGGUCCUGGCCCUGGGAGAGGAGGGCGGAGCCGGCUGACAGGGCGGGGCGGGGCCCCAUCCCUGCAGGGCGCCUGUGCCCCCAUCCUGGGGACUGAGGGCCUGGCUGGGGUGGGGGCGGUGCCCCUUCCUGUGGGCUGUGGUCGGAACAGCCCUGCGAUGCUGGGAGGACCCGGCCUCUGAGCGUCCACACCCGGUGUGUGUCCGUGCUGCGGUCGCUGUGCCGGGGCCGGCGGAGAGGACGCCAUGACCCCCGCCCUCGUGGUCCUGCUCUGCCUGGGGAGACUGGAAGACUGGGAGGGGAGACCCUGCUCUGGGAGGGACCCCGCCCCGCCCACAGCCAGGCCCUGCUCCCUGGAGACCCCAGGCUCAGGAGCCCCGGGGAGGAGAGGACGGGCGCAGGGGCAGGGGAAACCUCUCACGGGGAGCUCUCCUCCAGGGCUGUGCGGGCCCCAGGACCCGAGUGCAGGCAGGUGAGCGUGCCCCCACUGUGCCGGGUCCCCCCAACCAUGGGACAAGGGCCACCCCGGGCAGUUGGAGUGGGGACAGCAGCCCUGUCUGGUGAGGAGGGCGUCUGGGAGGGUCCUGGCCUGCAAGGGAACGGGGUCCUGGGACCCAGCCUCUGGUUUCCUUCCAGGGACCCUCCCCAGACCCAGCCUCUGGGCUGAGCCAGGCUCUGUGAUCGCCCUGGGCAGGCCUGGGGCCCUGUGGUGUGGGGGACCCUGGAGGCCCAGGAGUGCCAUUUGUAUAGGGAGGGAAUCCCAGAGCCCUGGGACAGAGCGAUGCCCCUGGAGCCCAGAAACAAGGCCAAUUCCCCACACUCUCAUGGCCGAGGUGUACGCAGGGCGCUACUGCUGUGUCUGCCUCAGCGCUGCUGGCUGGUCAGAGCCCAGUGCCGCCCUGGAGCUGGGGUGACAGUGAGGAAGCCACACCUGAGCAGGAGCUGGGAUGCACGUGGAGGCCUCGAGGGGUGCAGGAACGCAGGGUUCGUGAGUGCACCCCAGGAUCAGGCCAGCUGGAGCGAGAGAAAGAGGGACCAUGGGCGGCGGGGCCCAGACCCCAGCCCUCACUGCCCUCCUCUGCCUGGGGCUGUGCCGGGUGCCAGGGGAUGGGGCACAGGCGGGGACCCUCCCCAAGCCCUCCAUCUGGGCCGACCCAGGCCCCCUGGUCGCCGUAGGAAGCCCUGUGACCCUCUGGUGCCAGGGGUCUCUGCAGGCUGAGGUCUAUCAUAUGUAUACAGAGAGCGGCCGUCAUCCCUGGGAAACGAGGCCCCAGCAGGACUCCAGACACAAGGCCAGCUUCUCCGUGAUCACGUCCAUGAGCUCCCAUGACACAGGGCAGUACUGUUGUGUGUAUUGGACCUCGCUCGGCCACUCCCAGCCCAGUGAACCCCUGACCCUGGUGGUGACGGGGAUGUUCCCGGCGCCCUCCCUGUCGGCCCAGCCAAGCCCCGUGGUGGCGUCAGGAGAGAACGUGUCCCUCUCCUGUGGCUCAGAUGAGGCGGGCACUGCCCACCUGCUGAAGGAGGGUGGAGCCGGCCCCCUGCACAGCCUGGAAGCCAGAUACUCCCAUGGGGCUGGGCUGUGGCAGGCCACCUUCCUCCUGGGCCCCGUGGACAGCACCCAAAGGGGCAUCUACAGGUGCUACCGUGCUGACACCAACAAGACCCGUGUGUGGUCACUGCCCAGUGACCCCCUGCAGCUGGAGGUGUCAGGUGAGGGCCCCAGCCCUGUCUCAUCAGUCCUCAUGGUCAGUGCAGGGCUGUCCCCACAGGAGGACUGGGCUGGGGGAGGGGACCUGGGGGAGGUCACAGGGAGUGAGAAACAGCAGAGGUCUCAGCCCUGGGGCCCGGGUCACCCUGUGUGGCACAGGGUUUGUGUGGGAAGUGGAGUGGAUGGAACAGGGGUGCUGGUGUUGGGAAGGGAACUGGGCUGGGUGCACAGGCCUCUCACAAAGCCCACGCUGGGCGAGGGGACUCCCUAGGCACAAAGAUGUGCAGUCUGGGCUCAGGCUGCUGCGGGGAGGUGGGGUCCUGUGUUACUGGGGCUGGCCAGCCUAGGUGACCCCUCCGUGCACACCCCCAGCCCCAGCGCCCCAGGACCACACCCUGGAGAACCUCAUCCGCAUGGGCGUGGCGGGCUUGGUCCUGCUGGGCCUUGGGCUUCUGCUGGCGGAGGCUUGGUACAGCCAGAGAAGGACCCGGGCUGCAGGCCGGCGGUGACCUGGAGAGAGGACAGCGCUGGGUCAGAGAGGACGAGCCCUGGGGGCGGGGCAGGGGGGAGCGUGAGCACAGUGGGGAACAGUCUUCCAGCAUUCGGUUGCGGGAACUGUCUGGGGGCAGCAGGGGCUCUUCCUCUAUUCAGCCAUGGACUUCUCCUGCCCUGAGGUGCGAGAGCGCCCCCUGCAGACCAAAUGUGCGCCUCGCGCUUAGCUCUUUCUUCAUGGAGCCUUUUGCUCUGUUUCUGGUGAAUUCAGUUCCCAGUGCGCAUGUGUGGGAAUCCGCGUUUCAGCCAACAACAGGGAGCUUGCGCCAAGUAACAGAAUAAACGAGCGAAAUAGAUUUCAGGGUGGGCGGGGUCAAUCCAUCUGGGGAGUGAACCAGCAGAUGGAAGACUUUCUCUCUCUCUCUCUCUCUCUCUCACUCUCGGUCUGUAUCUAGCUCUGUAACUCUUUCAAAUAAAUAAAAUAUAUGUUUUUAAAAAGUUAAUGGUGUACAACAUUGGUAAUGUACUACAAGUCAGCAAAUAAUACACUUUAAAGGGCUGGUUUAAUGUUAUUUGAAUUUCAGCACAAUAAAGAAGGAAACAUGGU
Messenger RNA from Oryctolagus cuniculus (rabbit), 3482 nucleotides. NCBI's taxonomy places the organism in Eukaryota, Metazoa, Chordata, Mammalia, Lagomorpha, Leporidae. The record is from RefSeq and is a predicted model, not a curated record.